UGUUAAAGGGAUUAGUCAAUAUCAGUGGAAUGGAGGACUUGUGUACGAGUGAAUAACAGAAUAACAUGGUGAUGAGUGGGGAGAGGUUAACACACACUGAUGUGGGACGUGCGUGACUCCAGCGGACACUCUUCUGCUCACAGCUACAGUGCUCAUGAAGUUCAGCCCUUAUCGUCGCCUAUCAUUUUGUCUGAUCAUUUAUUAUCAUAGAAAUGUCAUUCCGUCUGGAGAUGUAACCUUGUGAAAGCGAUUUUGUGGGUAAUUUGUAGUUAAGUUCGCCGGAUGCAUUGGACACCUGCCCUACGUUCUGUAGAUACCUUAAUUUUGUUGAUGGAGAGGAUUUCGAAUGACAGCCGGCACAGUGGUCAUCACAGGUGGAAUUCUGGCUGCCAUUAUCUUGCUAACAAUUGUCACAGUUCUGUGUUACUGUAGGCUGCAGUAUUACUGCUGUAAAAGAGACGAGUCAGAAGAGGGGGAGGAGGAGGCUGACGUGGCCAAGGCAUCGCCAAAUCCACCGCGCCAACUGAGUCCACCGGAGAGUCCACUGAAUCUUCAACAUUUCCCUGAAUACGCAUCCUCCAAUCAGCUGCUGAUGACGGCGGAGCCCUUGGAGCACAACGGACCAGUAAGCUAUCCUCAAUACUUCCCUCGUGCGCCCUACAGACCACCCCGCUCGUACACUUUUUGCCCAUCCUGCUCGGGGUAUCUGCCGCUCCACAUGAGCCCACAGGAAGGGCUGCCUAAUGGAGGUGGCAGGAUCAGCUACAGGACUCUGCAGCAGGAGGAGUUAGACCUGCCAAUGGAGGCGCCCAGCUUCCACAAACUCAACCUUGUCCGCUCUGUCACCAUGCAAGAAGUGCUGACUCAUCACAGCAUCAGCACGGAUGUGUAGCACCUCAUAUUCACCUGAAGCAUUGUGUUAUUCAUAUGUAUUGUGCUGCUUUGCUGUACCCGGUUGUUCAAUUCAUUGUAUCCAAUAGAUAAAAUUGAUGUAUGUAUGUAUUUAUUUAUCUAUCAGACGGAUGGUCUGCGUGAUUUUGCCAAGUAAGACAUGUUCCUAGAUCAACAUCUUUUGUUGAUCCUGGAUCAACAUUACUUUCCAAAAAUACAGACUUAACCCAAUCCCUACCCCUAAACCUAACCU
Molecule: messenger RNA, 1144 nt
Organism: Carassius carassius (crucian carp)
Lineage: Eukaryota; Metazoa; Chordata; Actinopteri; Cypriniformes; Cyprinidae
Product: protein FAM163B-like
Exons: 3
Coding region: 347-892 (181 amino acids)
Source: RefSeq, a predicted model, not a curated record